CGCAGCAUCAUGGCGAUAGACGGAGGGGGGAGGAACUGUGGUGUACACGAGCUCAUCUGUGCCAGACGAGUCUCUCCUGAGCUUCUGGGUGUCCUGUCUUCCGUUGCAGCCUUCAUGGCGUUGAUGGCUCUGUUUUUUCUUUACCUCAGCAACAAGCUGUCAGUGGAGAGUCCUGACGAUCUGUCACAUCUCAGUGGCUAUAAAAACAACCGGCCAGAGGGAACGCUGUCCGACAGCGAGGAGGACCGAGGCCCCGCUGAGGCCGCGGCCCAGCAGAACGCCACGUCCGCUUGGAGCGGCGGCCGCAAGCAGUCUGCCGAGCAGGGAGGAUACAGCAGCGAGGCGUCCAGCGAGCGAGCCAACAGCAUCCAGCGGAUAAAGAAAGAGUCCUCCCUCACGGAGCUCCGGCCUCCGCCGUACCAGGACCAGGUCUCCGGGGCCUGCGUGUCCUCGCAGUCCCGCUCGGAGCGGGGAGUCCGCAGGGCGUCGUCCCCGCAGCGCUGCGACAGCCCCGGCUGCUCCAGCGAGGCCAGCGCCGACCAGGACACGGAGAGCUACCUGAACAAAGGCUGCGACGAGGACAUACCCAGCGACAGCACCGCCGUGGUGGGCCCGGAGGAUGGGCUUCACCUCCCCUCGGCCUACGAGCCCGAGCCCCUCGCCAAGUACGGCACCCUGGACGUGGCCUUCGAGUACGACUCCGGCGAGCAGUGGCUGGCCGUCACGGUCACCGCCGCCACCGACAUCCCGGCCCUCAAGCAGACGGGCAACAUCUCGUGGCAGGUCCACCUGGUCCUGCUGCCCACCAAGAAGCAGCGGGCCAAGACGGGCGUGCAGAAGGGCCCGUGUCCCGUCUUCACCGAGACGUUCAAGUUCUCCAGGGUGGAGCAGGAUGCCCUGGGGGACUACGCGGUCCGGUUCCGCCUGUACAGCAUCAGGCGGAUGAAGAAGGAGAAGGUCCUGGGGGAGAAGGUGUUCUACCUGACGAAGCUCAACCUGCAGGGCAAGAUCGCUCUGCCGGUGACGCUGGAGCCGGGCUCCGAGCUGACGGGCUGCGGCUCUGUGGUGAGCGUGUCUCGCAGCGCGGGCGCCCUGUCGUACCGCUCCACCGAGGACUCCGCCGUGCCGGAGAUCCUCCUGGGCCUCAUCUACAACUCGGCCACGGGACGCCUCUCGGCCGAGGUCAUCCAGGGAAGCCACUUCAAAACCACGGCGUCUGAAAAGCCCGUCAACGGUCUGUUUUGUUGUGUGAAGCACUUCGUAGGGGGGCAGCUAUAUAUCAUGAGAGACACCUAUGUGAAGCUGACCAUGCUGGACUCCAAGGGGAAGGAGAUGUCCAAGUACAAGACGGCCGUGUGCCGCGGCCAGCCCAACCCCACCUACAAGGAGACCUUCGUGUUCCAGGUGGCGCUCUUCCAGCUGUCCGAGGUGUCGCUGGUGGUGUCGGUGUUCUGCCGGCGGAGCAGCAUGAGGCCCAGGGAGCGGCUGGGCUGGGUCUCCCUGGGCCUCAACAGCACCAGCGAGGACCAGCAGGCCCACUGGGCCGAGAUGAGGGAGGCGGAGGGGCAGCAGAUCUGCCACUGGCACACGCUGACGGACACAUAGAGGGGAGACUCCCAACAGCUGGAAGC
Salarias fasciatus (jewelled blenny) is the source of this 1631-nucleotide messenger RNA. It is a transcript of the gene syt14b, whose product is annotated as synaptotagmin XIVb. The coding region runs from base 10 to 1605 and encodes 531 amino acids. Gene Ontology annotation, molecular function: phospholipid binding. The record is from RefSeq and is a predicted model, not a curated record. Lineage: Eukaryota; Metazoa; Chordata; Actinopteri; Blenniiformes; Blenniidae. The transcript is spliced from 9 exons.